UUCGCCAUCCUAGGAGGAAAAAAAAAGCCGUCCCGGAAGGUAAAUAAACCCUUACUCAGCUAAACAUGGCCGCCUCUGGAGCCGCCGGCUCUCCUGGUCGGUUAGUCCAGUAUGUCGUUGUCCGAUCGGAUCUGGUUCACAAGCUGUCCUGGCCCCUGGGAGCCGUGAUAACUCAGGCUUGUCACGCUGCUACCGCCGCCAUCCACCUGCACUACGGAGAGCCGGACACCCAGCAGUACCUGACCGAGCUGGACUCCAUGCAUAAAGUAGUGCUGGCGGCUCCAGAUGAGGCCGCCCUGUCCGGCCUAUCAGACAAUCUGACACAGGCCGGCGUGUCACACAAGCUUUGGAUCGAACAGCCGGAGAACAUCCCCACCUGCUUGGCUCUGAGGCCGUACCCCAAAGAGACUGUCCAGCCGCUGCUGCGCAAGUUCAAACUCUUCAAAUAACGACGCCUGGAAAGACAUCCAUCGUCCACUUCUGCACCGCGGAGCGGCGAGGAAGCCACAGAAGACUCCUCGGUAUCUCAUUUCAUCCACAAAAGGAGAUGAUGUGAAAGUUGUGCUCCGACUGUAAAGCAACACAACAACAGUGUCAAUGAAUCCAAUCAGCUGAAAAGAUUAAAGUCAGAAAAAAUA
This is a messenger RNA of Thunnus maccoyii (southern bluefin tuna), 638 nucleotides long. It is a transcript of the gene ptrhd1, whose product is annotated as peptidyl-tRNA hydrolase domain containing 1. The record is from RefSeq and is a predicted model, not a curated record. Bases 66 to 449 code for a protein of 127 amino acids. Gene Ontology annotation, molecular function: peptidyl-tRNA hydrolase activity. NCBI's taxonomy places the organism in Eukaryota, Metazoa, Chordata, Actinopteri, Scombriformes, Scombridae. The transcript is spliced from 2 exons.